Messenger RNA from Acyrthosiphon pisum (pea aphid), 3012 nucleotides. Its product is annotated as forkhead box protein D5-C. Bases 1523 to 2491 code for a protein of 322 amino acids. NCBI's taxonomy places the organism in Eukaryota, Metazoa, Arthropoda, Insecta, Hemiptera, Aphididae. Gene Ontology annotation, biological process: cell differentiation; regulation of transcription by RNA polymerase II; anatomical structure morphogenesis. The transcript has 3 exons. Gene Ontology annotation, molecular function: DNA-binding transcription factor activity, RNA polymerase II-specific; RNA polymerase II cis-regulatory region sequence-specific DNA binding. The record is from RefSeq and is a predicted model, not a curated record.
AGUUAGAAAUUCAUAAAAAUGUUUCAAAUCUAAAUCUAAAUCUAAGAUUUUAAAAUGUAAUACAAGAUUCCGCAUAAGGUUGUCUACCUAUCUCUAUUAAAAAAAAAUGUCUACAAGAAAGUCAAAUUAUAUCAUUGAAUUCAAAUUUAACACCAUCCAUUACAGUGAGUCAUUUGUAACCUACCUACUGUACAGCAGAGAAACACCCACCUACCAGCUUUUUUCUUUUAAUUAAAUGUUUGCUGUACAAUAUAAAUAAUUAAAGAAUAGUAGCAUAAAAAAUGGAUUUAAUUGAACACAUUGUACAAUAAUUAUAUAUAAUUAUAUUAAUACUUAUUGGUGGAGAUAAAAUCGUUUCAUAUAUAAUUCAUAAUAUUCUACGCAUAUACUAAUAAUUGAUGUUUAACUAUUUUUUUCUAACGUUUAAUUUGUUAGCUAUUGGUCCUGCAUAAUUUGAGUUUAAAACUUACUGACAAUAAUUGACACACCGGAACAUUCAACAUGGAGUUUUUAUGUUUUUGGUGAUUUUUAACCUUUUUUAUUUUUAUUUAAUAAAUAAUUUUAGAUUCUCAACGGAGCGAUGCAUGUAUUGACUUACAAUUAUGUCUGUUAUGUUUUAUAUUAAUUUAUUUUUUUACUGCGCCAAAAAGGUUUCUAGUAUUUUGUUGUAAUAUUCAAAAAAUAUUGUUUGUAGAAUUGAAACUUUUCACCACUUUGUGUAUAUUAUUAUUUACUAUUCAUCAUGACAUUUUCAAAAUAUUUAGAUUUAUUUUAAGCUAUUUUAACCAUGAACCUAUAAACACCGUUUUAUUGUACGUCUGUAAUUUGUAUUUGACUUUAAUUGUAUAAAUUAAUAUUAAAAUUACUAUUAUAGUAUAGGUACUUACCUACAUGUGAUUUGUUUUCGGCAAAAAAUAGUUCAAAUGUUAUCGUAUUACCUAUAGAAAAAUAAAUUACUAAUUGCAAUAUAAAUAUUUAAUAAGACAUCCUUAUAAAUGUAGGCUGGUACUUUUCGCAUUUUUAGUUAACUUGAUAAAAUCUGGUAACUUCAUAGGUACUGGAACUGACAUAAAACCUUGUAAUACCAUAUAAUGAUAUAUUGAUAUGUUAUUAUUCUCGUUGAACAUUUUUAAUGUUUUUAUCACUUCCACACGUGAAUAACAUCACAACUCAAAAUUAUUUUUAUAUUUUGAGUUGUGAUACUAUUCUUAACCGACUUGAUACAAUCUUUAGCAAAACGACACAAACUAAGUCAAAUAUUCAAUAAUUCUCAUAAUAAUAAUUUUGUGGGGGACGGAGUGGCCGAGCGGAUUAAGGCAUCAGUUGCGACGUGCACCGUCGCCAGUUUGAACUCGACCACAGGCGGCAUUUUUCUUCAGUCAGUCCCGGUGUCCGGAGAGAGAAGCCGCCAUCCCCCACCCGAGCAUAGCAGAUACCUACAGGUGCCCACUUAAAAUUUUGACAAAACAAACACACACGUGUUCAAAACCUACAUUACCCUCCCCUACAGUUCCACAGGCUAAUGACCUCAGUUGUCAUUGUUGAAUCCAUGUGCUUGAUGAUCGUCAUUUUAUUAAAGGUGCCUGCUAUCAGCCUGUUCGACCAACCCGCCGAACAGAACGCAGCGGCCGCGGCCGCGGUGGCCGCUGCGGACAUUGCGGCCGCCGGCUGCAACGAGAAACCGCCUUACUCGUACAUAGCGCUCAUCGCCAUGGCCAUCACGUCCACACCCAACCAGCGGAUGACGCUUAGCGAGAUAUACAACUAUAUUACGGACAAGUUCCCGUAUUACCGGCGCAAUAGACAGGGCUGGCAGAACUCCAUCAGACACAACCUGAGCCUGAACGACUGUUUCAUCAAGAUCCCGAGGGGCCGGACCGGCAUGGACGACAACAUGGGCGGCGGCAAGGGCAGCUACUGGACGCUGGACCCGGUGGCCGCGGCCGACAUGUUCGAGCGAGGCAACUACAGGCGGAGGCGGAUGCGCCGGCACAGGCCAUACCAACAGCAAAGCCACCACCAGACGAACCAACAGGACAUCAAGUCGUUGCUGCAGCAACAGCAACAGCCGCCGGCCAGUCCUCACCACCAUCACCACCACCACUUCUCGGUGUACCCCGAGUUUCAGUUGACCGGCAGGAACGCCGUGGCCGUGACCACCGCGGCCGAGUCGCUAGCGGACAACCAGCACGCAGCCGUUGCCGUCGCGGACACGGUGUCCUCGCACAACCUGGCGUUCCACAUCGAGAACCUGAUACAGAAGAAGCACCGCGGUGCCGAGAUGUCUCAGGAAGAGAUCGUCUCGUCCAGCGGCGCGCACAACAACAACAACGAUCUGCUGCAGUACGCGGCCGGCGACGAUCACCAACACCACCACCGCCACCAGCUACCACUGACGCAGCACGCGGUCGAGUCCAAGCCCAAAUUGAUUAUCAUCAACGAUGAGGACGACAGCAACAUCAGUGGUGGUAGUGGCGGCAGACGAUGCUAAGACGCCGCAGCCGUCACGCACACACGCACACAAUCAAUGAUCAUAGUAUUCUAACGCUUAUAUUGCGUUGGUACACUAUAUUGUAUUGUAAUGUUAUAUAUGAGUGCACACGCAUACACGACGUAAAGUCAUGUGCCCACGUUUGUGCAUGUGUAUAUAGUAAAGUAUGCCUACGUAUAGCCGUAGGUAUACGAGGUAUACCUAUGCUUACCGGUUAUCAAUUAUAAUAUAUUAUAAUAAUAUUAUGCUUGCAGUGCGUGAAAGAGGUACCUAUUUGAUGGACUGCGCGUGUGCGUGGGCAUGUGUGUACGUGUGUUUGUGUGUGUGUGUGUGUGUGUGUGUGUGGUAAUAGAAACGCGGUAUCCCCCGAACGAGAGUAUUAAUUUCAUUUUCGAAAAUAUAUGAAACUAUUGUACAUACCUAUUAUCUACCUAUAUUAUAUGAAUAUUAUUAUUAUUAUUAUUAUUAUUAUUAUUAUAACUACUGUGCUACAAUAAUCGUUUGAUGGUUUUGUUUUUUGA